GCAGAAAUCUACACAAGUUUUCUUUUUGCAGAUGAAAAUUUUCAUGUGAAAAUUUUCUUUUCAAAUUACUUACUAUUUAAAGAUUAAAUAAUUCAUAAAUAGUAUAUGAAAAACAUUUAACAAAGUUUGAUUAUAAAUUGUGAACAGCAAAGACCAAAAAAUAUAUGAGUCGAAACGUAUAACAACUGAUUCAAGAAAAAAGACUUAAAAGAAAAGUGGAAUUAAUUAAAGCGGAGCACCGGUGUGCUCGCAAGAACUGAAAAAUUGGGUAGCGUGUGUAUACAUAUGUGUCUUAAAUUUGUAUAAAAGAAAGGGAAGUGAAAAAAAGAAUUUGCUAGUCACUUGUCUACAAAUUGAAUUUAAAAACUUAGUUUUAAAAAAUUGUUAGCAAAUAUGGCUGACGGCGUGGUGUUAGAUCUCUACGCCGAAGACUUGGAUAAAGACUUUUCUGCCCAAAAUCAGGAUGAAUUUGCUGCCGAUGGCGUUGAUUUGUAUGAUGAUAUUGGUGCACCUCCAGAAGCAGCUGUCACUACCGCAGUAACUGUUACUUCAGUUAUUGGUGGUGAGAGUCCCGGCCAGGCAGGUAGUGGUCCAGAUGGCACUGGUGCAGCCGGCUCAAAUGGAGUUUACCAUCAAGGCAGUGGUAGCUUGGCUCCAAAUCAAGUGGGACGUCGUUUUCAACUAUAUGUAGGCAAUUUAACAUGGUGGAGCACCGAUCAAGACAUUGCAAAUGUUAUGCGUGAUAUUGGUGUAACAGAUUUCCAGGAAGUAAAAUUUUUCGAAAAUCGCGCAAACGGCCAAUCUAAAGGCUUUUGUGUUGUCUCCUUAGGCUCGGAGGCUAGCUUACGUUUGGUAUUAGAGCGUUUACCCAAAAAGGAAUUGCAUGGCCAGGCGCCAGUUGUUACAUAUCCUACAAAGCAGGCCUUAAAUCAGUUUGAGAGUCUACAGAAAACACGACCAGUACCACCACCACAGCAGAAUGGCCCGCCACGUGGCCCAACUCCUGGUGGACCACUGAUGCCAGGCGGUCCUAUGCCACCACAUCCCGGAGCACCCCAAGGAGUGCCACCUGGACACCAGCCACGACUAAUGAACCCCAAUAUGCCACCAGGCCAAUUUCGGCCACAGCAUAUGCCCCCACAAGGACCUCCAGUUGGUCCAAAUUCAGGACCACCUCGCAUGCAGCAACCACCCAUGCACCAAGGACCACCAAUGGUACCGCAACAAGGUAUGCAAGGUCCUCCAAGGUUUGGUCAGCAACAACCGCAGUGGCCAGGACAACCACGGCCAAAUGGUCCACGACCGGGACCGUUAAAUGGACCACCACAACGUCCACAAAUGUUCCAGGGACCACCAGGUGGUAUGCCAAUGCGAGGCCCCCGUCCCGAUUGGAGGCCACCUAUGCAUGGUGGAUUUCCUCCUCAAGGUCCACCCGGUGGCCCACCACAGGGUCCUCCUCAUAUGCAAGGUCCACCUAGGGGUCCCCCAGGUGGCCCACCUCAAAUGGGUGGUCCGGGUGGACCGCCUCCUGGUGGGCCUCAUAGCGGACCAGGCGGUCCUGCUCCUCAUGUCAAUCCAGCAUUCUUUAAUCAACCAGGUGGAGGACCACCACAACAUCCUGGCGGCCCUCCAAUGGCAGGUGGACCACCACACGGCCCACCCGGUCCAGGUCCUCAACAGGGAAUGAAUAUGCCUCCACAACACGGCCCACCACCGCACUUCGCCCAACAAGGUGCACCACGUGGUCCUUGGCCGGGUCCACCAGGGCCUGUCAAACCUCAAGGUCCUUUCCCCGAUCAAGCCGCCCUAGGGCCACAACUGAGCGAAGCUGAAUUUGAAGAAAUUAUGGGUCGUAAUCGCACUGUAAGCAGUUCGGCUAUUGCUCGUGCUGUCUCUGAUGCGGCCGCUGGUGAAUAUUCCAGUGCUAUUGAAACUUUAGUCACAGCAAUCUCACUGAUUAAACAAUCGAAAGUGGCACAUGAUGAACGUUGCAAGAUCUUAAUAAGUUCCCUGCAGGACACUUUACAUGGCAUUGAAACAAAGAGUUACAACAGACGUGAACGCUCCCGAUCACGUGAGCGAUCUCAUCGCCAAAGGCCGCGUCGGGAGAGAUCUUCGUCAAGGUAUCGUGAAAGAUCGCGGGAAAGAGAACGUGACCGCGAACGAGAUCGCGAUCGUGAUGCUGGUUAUCGUGAACGUAGCAGAAGUCGUGAACGUGAACGCCCUAGCACUAAUGAUCACUACAGAGAUGACAGCUCCAGCCGAUCUGCUCGCGCUCGUAAAUCACCAGAACAGCCAAGCGGUGAUCCCAGUAAUGAGGUACCCUCAAAGCGAGGUUAUUAUGAAGAACGUUACCGAGGAUCUGAUCGUGAAAGAGAACGUGACCGCGAUCGUGAUCGCGAGCGUGAUCGUGACCGCGAUCGUGAGCGCGAACGUGAUCGAGAACAUCGUUCAAGGCAUUAAAAUUAUGAAAUAAAACAAACACACAAAAAAAAUAUCUUAGAUGUAACAUAAAUAUUCUUCAUUCACCAACAACUACAUAUAUGAAAAUAACGAUAGAAACACAAAGAAAUACAACAAACAAUCAUUCAGCAAGUUUUCUAAAUGUAUAAUUGAAAUUAUUAACAUAAUUAAGACUAUACAUACAGAUUUCAAAUGAAGAUUAGAAUUUUAAAAAAUUUGAUUGAAUACAUCAACACAACUGAAAUGUUGGGAAAUAUGUAUGAACGAAAUAAAUUACAAUUUGUAAAAUGUUUUCAAUAAUAAUAAUAAUAAUUCAACUGGACGUAGAGAACAGAAUACAAUUUAUAACAAAACGAAAUGUGUACACAAUAUAGUCUUCAUAUUAUUUACUCAACAAUAAUAUUAACUACAAAUCUGGCCUUUUGUAAUGGAUAAAUGGAGACUAUUUCUAUGGCUCAUUCUUCUUUUUUUUCUCAUUAUUAUUACCUACAUAUACACACGUUGUUUGUAAAUUGAUAUUUCACAUUAUUAAUAAAAAAAAAAGAAAAUAUAUAAUAUUAUCAAUUAAAAAACUUAAAAAAAAAACUAAUAAUUUAAACAAAA
Messenger RNA from Calliphora vicina (urban bluebottle blowfly), 3066 nucleotides. RefSeq names its product cleavage and polyadenylation specificity factor subunit 6 (gene Cpsf6). The transcript has 6 exons. The record is from RefSeq and is a predicted model, not a curated record. Gene Ontology annotation, cellular component: mRNA cleavage and polyadenylation specificity factor complex. NCBI's taxonomy places the organism in Eukaryota, Metazoa, Arthropoda, Insecta, Diptera, Calliphoridae. Gene Ontology annotation, biological process: mRNA alternative polyadenylation. The coding region runs from base 394 to 2463 and encodes 689 amino acids. Gene Ontology annotation, molecular function: mRNA binding.